Papaver somniferum (opium poppy) is the source of this 1204-nucleotide messenger RNA. Its product is annotated as slit homolog 2 protein-like. Lineage: Eukaryota; Viridiplantae; Streptophyta; Magnoliopsida; Ranunculales; Papaveraceae. The transcript has 6 exons. Bases 183 to 851 code for a protein of 222 amino acids. The record is from RefSeq and is a predicted model, not a curated record.
GCGAUGAAGUAUUCAAAAUUUUCUUAGUUCAUACUCCUAACCACCCUCUUUAAUUCUCUCCUCACCCCAUUACUCUCAUUCUCUCUGUUGAAAUUUCAAAAUUUUCCUCCUCCAUUAAAUAUCCCACCCACACACUCUCUUCACCUCCUCCAUCUCUGUCUCUAUUUCUCCCAAACAGUACUAUGGCUUUUUCCAAUGGUAUCAUCUUGCUUUUUCUUGUCAUCUUUUUACAAUCACAUCUCACUGCUGCAGACUUCAGUUUAUCUCCACUCCUCUCCCCCUUCUUAGAAGAUGUAUGUAAAGAAAUUGGGUGUGGAAAAGGAAAAUGCGUAGCUUCCAUGAGUAGUACUAAUGAUCUACUUCAUCCAUUCAAAUGUGAAUGUGAACCUGGAUGGAAACAAUCACUUGGUGGUAACAACACUGACCAUGAAUUUCUCCAGUUUAUGCCGUGUGUCAUCCCUAACUGUACAAUGGACUACGCAUGUAACUCAGCUGCGGAGCCCCCAAUGCCGCAAACAAGAGAACCUCCAGCGAAUGAAUCUUUAUUUGAUCCUUGCAACUGGGCAUAUUGUGGACACGGAUCGUGCAUCAAAUCGAAUGCAUUCGGGCACAAAUGUGAAUGCAUGGAGGGUUAUGGAAAUCUUCUAAAUGUCACUGCAUUCCCAUGUCUCAGAGAAUGUGCCAUUGGAAUGGAUUGUCUAAAACUUGGAAUCGCAGCACCGAACAGAACCACAAAUUCAACACCAAAUAUGCCUGACAGGAGUGGGAAUCAUGCUAGCACAAUUUUACACGGAACGUUUCUUUCGUUAGUGAUCUUUGUGGUAACCAUUGUGAUGGUUCCAUGGAAAUAGUACAGUGAUGAGGCGAAUGACAAGGACUUGAAGGAAUGGGUGGUUUCAGAUGUUUGAGGUUCCAAAACCACUUUUUUUUGGUGGAUUUUGUUUCACAUGUCUAUUAGAGAAAGUAGGUUUCAGAUGCUUCAUCUAUUAGAUUCUUAUAUAUUCCUGCAGUUUAUAUGGAUUAUUUAUGUCUGUCACUUAAUUUUUACGAGGAUUGGGUGCGAUGGCAUUAUCUUGAGUCUUCACAUGUCUGAGGUUUGGAGAUGUAUAUAACACUAUGUUGAACUUUGUUAAGAGCUACUAGCUAGCUUUAUUGAAUUUGAACAUGUUCUAACUAAGAUAUACAUGAAUCGCCCAUUGGCCUA